AUGGACCUAGACGCCGCAGUCACCUGUCAGAAACUCCUCUCCAUUGAGCUGAUCCACACCGGCGAGGACACCAUCCAGGAUAUCCAUCAAAGUGCUUUCCGAUUCUCCCAUGAACAGGUCAUAAUCGGGUUCGAUUACGACGUCACUAAGGUGAAGAGCCUAAACGAGGCCUGUACAGCCAACGUCUUCAGCAAGCAGAAUAUCCAGGAUGACCACUAUAUUGGCGAUAUGGCGGGAAAGAAUAGCAUUGCGGCGCUGGGUCCGUUUACCACGUGGAGGUUGUCGGUUAGUACUGAUCGGACUAAUAAGGGGCUUGAUAUGAGUGGUGUUACGGAGGCGUAUUUGGAGUUCAGAGGGACUAGUCGGGCAUAUGUCAGGAACUGAGAAUGGGAUCGUCAUAUACGAUUAGUUUAUGGGAUAUAGAAUAAUCCACGAAUACAAUCCAGGGAGAGGAUUCUUCCAAUGCCAUACAAGCAGUGGAAACUUAGCUUGCUUACCACAAGCUAG
Aspergillus wentii DTO 134E9 is the source of this 507-nucleotide messenger RNA. RefSeq lists its product as uncharacterized. Bases 1 to 384 code for a protein of 127 amino acids. The record is from RefSeq and is a predicted model, not a curated record. Lineage: Eukaryota; Fungi; Ascomycota; Eurotiomycetes; Eurotiales; Aspergillaceae. The transcript has a single exon.